GCAAACUAACCAUGGUUUAGUUAGGUUUGUUUGAUUGUAACGCGUUUAUGAAGAAUGCUUAAUUUUGCAUCGAAGUGAUUAAGAAAGAGACCCAAAAUUGGAGAAGAUGAGAGAAACCAAUAAACCCUAACCUCAAAUAUGGCCAACCUCCCAGAAACCUCGAUUUUGUCUUCAACCCCACCAAGAACCCUAAUGAUUCGAUCUCCAACAAGUCUCCAUCACAACUACCACAUGUAAGAAUCCUCGCUUUCUUCCCUCCAUGAAAAUUUCUGAAACAAAAAAAGGGGUUCUCUUUUUUUUUUUUUGUGGCCGUUAGGGUUUCCGUGACAUUAUCCCCAAAGAUUUUUGUUUUUUUGCCCACAAUUUCGCUUUCUGUUUUCCAGUUUCGACCAUCUUCCAUUUCGCCAUUAUUACACACGCUCGUGUCUUGUCUCUCUCUAUAAAUGGCGUCAGACCCAUCUCGCUAUCUCCCUCGGGGACAACAAUUUGGUCUCGAAUCGAACUGGGUAGCUUCGUCGUUUUGUGAUCGCCUUCUUCGUUGGAUUAUAGCCGUUAGAUCAUGGCUUCCGCCGUAUCCACUGUCGGGGAUCUUAAUCGAGCACCGCUGAACCCGAACGGCUCUGUUUCUGGUUCACGCUUUGUUGGCGCUCCGUUCUUCGGGACAACCUUGAAAAAUGUUUAUUCGAGGAGGAUCAGCCACCCGAGAAUCUCUGCCAGGAGCUUCAAGAUUGUUGCUGACGGCACGUUGGAUGAGGAGAAGCAGACGUCUAAGGACAGAUGGCAGGGCCUUGUGUUCGACACAUCUGAUGACCAGCAGGACAUUACUCGAGGCUACGGUAAGGUGGAUACCCUCUUCCAGGCGCCCUUGGGGACAGGAACUCACUAUGCUGUCAUGAGCUCGUACGAUUACUUCAGCCAAGGGCUUCGCCAGUUUGCGAUGGACAAUAUGAUGGACGGGUAUUACAUCGCCCCUGCUUUCAUGGACAAGGUGGUGGUUCACAUCACCAAGAACUUCUUGAAACUCCCAAACAUUAAGGUUCCUCUCAUAUUGGGUAUUUGGGGAGGCAAAGGACAGGGAAAAUCCUUCCAGUGUGAGCUUGUCUUCGCCAAGAUGGGCAUCAACCCAAUUAUGAUGAGUGCUGGAGAGCUAGAAAGCGGAAACGCAGGAGAACCCGCGAAGCUGAUAAGGCAAAGGUAUCGUGAGGCAGCCGACAUCAUCAAAAAGGGGAAAAUGUGUUGUCUUUUCAUCAAUGAUCUGGAUGCUGGAGCUGGUAGGCUUGGCGGUACAACUCAGUACACAGUGAACAACCAGAUGGUUAACGCCACUCUCAUGAACAUAGCCGAUAACCCGACGAAUGUCCAGCUUCCCGGGAUGUACAACAAGGAGGAGAAUCCCCGUGUUCCGAUCAUCGUGACUGGUAAUGACUUCUCCACUUUAUACGCUCCUCUCAUUCGUGAUGGCCGUAUGGAGAAAUUCUACUGGGCGCCCACAAGGGAAGACAGAAUCGGGGUUUGCUCUGGAAUUUUUCGGACUGACAACAUUCCUCAAGGUGACAUUGUCAAACUCGUCGACACUUUCCCUGGCCAAUCCAUUGACUUUUUCGGGGCAUUGAGGGCGAGAGUGUACGAUGAUGAAGUGAGGAAAUGGGUCACAGAGAUCGGAGUAGAGAACAUCGGGAGGAGGCUGGUGAACUCGAGGGAGGGACCCCCGAUCUUUGAGCAGCCGAAGAUGACAAUGGAGAAGCUCCUCGAGUAUGGGAACAUGCUCGUGAAAGAGCAAGAAAACGUCAAGAGAGUUCAGUUGGCCGACAAAUACUUGAAAGAGGCUGCUCUUGGAGAUGCCAACGAGGACGCCAUCAGCAAUGGAACCUUCUAUGGGAAAGCGGCUCAGCAGGUGAAGGUCCCGGUUCCAGAAGGCUGCACCGAUCCGAACGCGGCUAACUAUGAUCCGACGGCCAGGAGUGACGAUGCAAGCUGCGUCUACAGUUAGGAUCAUUCUCAAUGAAUUACUAUUCAUGGAAAUAACAGAGGAUGAUCUAGACUUUGUUCCAUCAUAUUAUUAGUACAUGAAAAAUUGUAUAUUAGUGUCAUUAAAUGUAUGAUUUGGUUCGGUAUGUGGUACAAUAAAUAAUACGAUUCUUAUAGUAUAAUGUUUUUGAAUUUGUUAA
Tarenaya hassleriana is the source of this 2168-nucleotide messenger RNA. Its product is annotated as ribulose bisphosphate carboxylase/oxygenase activase, chloroplastic-like. The transcript has 8 exons. NCBI's taxonomy places the organism in Eukaryota, Viridiplantae, Streptophyta, Magnoliopsida, Brassicales, Cleomaceae. The coding region runs from base 560 to 1990 and encodes 476 amino acids. Gene Ontology annotation, cellular component: chloroplast stroma; thylakoid. The record is from RefSeq and is a predicted model, not a curated record. Gene Ontology annotation, molecular function: ATP hydrolysis activity; ribulose-1,5-bisphosphate carboxylase/oxygenase activator activity; ATP binding.